This is a messenger RNA of Pelobates fuscus (common spadefoot toad), 1763 nucleotides long. Its product is annotated as C-type lectin domain family 4 member G-like. Bases 1 to 1260 code for a protein of 419 amino acids. Gene Ontology annotation, molecular function: signaling receptor activity. The transcript has 11 exons. Lineage: Eukaryota; Metazoa; Chordata; Amphibia; Anura; Pelobatidae. The record is from RefSeq and is a predicted model, not a curated record.
AUGGCGCCGCCAGAUGACUUCUCCUCCUAUUCCUCGGAGGACUACACCGCAGAGCUAAUGGAAGGUGCCGCCUUCAGACCUGAACCGGACCGCAACAAAAAGCCAACCGGGGACCCGGUCACCGCGGACCAAAUAAAAAUAAUGCUGGCGGAGCUACGCAAGGACCUGGCGGCGGACAUGGCCUACUUUAAAGAGGCCAUAGAAGGAGCCGCGGCUAAAAUUGCCCAACUUGAAGCCCGCUCAAAAAGUGGAAGUGAAACUGUAAGCGAAUUACAAAUGCUUUCUGAAACAAUAGAUAAGGAAGGAUGUAAACAGCUGAAAAAAUUGCUUUUACAAAUAAAUGUUAAAGAACUGAUGGUGCACAAUCAUUUAAUACCAGAAAGAAUGAACCAGGGAGUAGGAAUGCAGAUUAGCAUGGAAAAUGUUUAUGGAAACGUGGAGCGAUUUGAAAAUGAGGGUGAUUACAGAAAUUGCAGAGUCCUUCAAACAGAUAAAGAAGCAGUAGGAAAAUGUAUUGCUACAGUUGGAGAGAAUAAUUCUACACCUGGAAGAGUUACUGUGAUCUUAAUGGUUCUACUACUAAUAAUGUUCCUGUUCUUGAUAGCUCUGACAAGCCUUGUGUUCAUGUUCUACUAUAAUGCAUCUGGAGAAAUAAAAAAAAGUGUAUCUGAAAGAAUGCAGCAACACUUUAAUGUAUCUGAAGAAAUAUCAGUUCUUAAAAAAAGCCUCUUUGAAAGAAUGCAGCAAGACUUUAAUGUAUCUGAAGAAAUAUCAGUUCUUAAAAAAAGCCUCUUUGAAAGAAUGCAGCAAGAAAUAGCUCAAAACAACAUUUUGUCAGAAGUUCAAUCUAUCAAAGAAACGUUAGACAAACUCUGCAAAACCUGCCCUAGUGGUUGGCGUGCUACUGGCUCCUCUUGUUAUUAUUUAUCAAGCAGCACAUUGUCGUGGGACAAGGCUCGUGAUGAGUGCUAUAAAUUUAAUUCUGCACUGAUAACCUUCUCCAGCAAGAAUGAUAUGGAUACUUAUAAUAAAUUGUUUACUGACAGCACAAAGUACUGGAUGGGACUAAGGAGGGAUGCAACAAACAUCAAUAUGUGGAAGUGGCUGGAUGGGACAGAACUAACAUUCACUAAUUGGGAUAAAGGAGAGCCUAACAACUCAGAAAAAAAGGAACAUUGUGGAGAAAUCCUGUCAGGAUCCUGGAAUGACCGUAACUGUGAUGCCAGUGUGAACUUCAUCUGCAGGAAAGUGAUUUGCUGAGUUAAUGUAUUUAAUGCAAUGCAAAUGUGUAUAAUAUACAUCCUUAUAAGAAAAAAAUAUUUUAGUAAAAAUGGAUAUAACUAUAUUUUUCAUUUUUUUUUUCAAUUAAACUGUACUAUAUGUAAUGCUUUUUGUCUAAGAACGUGGACAAAAUACACUGUGAGAUCUUGCUGUCCUUUUACCCAGCUAUUUUUUAGACCCAUUAAUUUUCAUUUUUGUAAAGACUUCUUGAUCAGUGCUUCUAUCCUUUUUUUAUUUUAUUUUGUCAUCUCCCAUUUUUAAGUUUUCUUUUACCUUAUGUUUGUUUUUACCACCAUUUAUUCUAUACAUUUAUUUGCUAGAGGAUUUUUUCUUCCUCAACAUCCCCUUGUGGUUUAAAUUUCUUUUUUAAUUCUCAUUUGGGAUUAUGGUGUGUAAAAGGGAGCUCUGACGAAUUUUACACUCAGUAUGCAUACUUACCAAGUGUCCCAGGUACAGCGGGACUCUUUGAAAUUCAAAGUCCU